AUGUGGGGUGUGAAGGUUGGGGUUGGUAGUCAAGGUAAUUACAUGCCCGGGGCUAAUGUGAUGAGUUUUAAGCCCAUCGGAGGGCCCACGCUCGGUGUCUCGCGCAGGUUGCCUCUUAGGGAUGGCUACAGCAUUCCACAGUGCGGGUUUGGGACGUACCGCAUGACCCCGGCGGAGGCGGAAGCUGCUGUUGAGUAUGCUGUAAGCUGUGGUUUUCGUCAUAUUGACUGUGCCAAGGCUUAUUGCAAUCAGACAAGCGUGGGUGAGGCGAUUCGCCGACUCUUGAAGUCAGGAAGAGUAAAACGUGAGGACUUGUUUCUGACAUCAAAGCUAUGGCCGACAGAUCAGCACCCCGAUCAUGUGGAAAAGGCCUGUAGAGAAACAUUAGCUGAGCUUCGACUCGACUACCUUGAUCUCUACCUUAUUCACUGGCCAGUGGCGUGGCGCCACUCACCUGAGUUCAAGACGGACGACGACAAAUACCCAAAGGAUGCUGAUGGUCUUCCUGCGGUUGACAACACCGUGAAACUCAUUGAUACAUGGAGGGAGGUGUGUGGACUUGUUGACAAGGGUUUGGUGCGUUCGGUUGGCCUCUCCAACUGUGCAGAGAAACACAUCAAUGAAGUUAUGAGUGACGGAAAACUUUAUGCUCCAGUUCUAAAUCAGAUUGAGCUUCACCCAGCGUUGGUUCAGCAGGAUCUUAUUAGUGUGCACGGUGCAAAUCAUAUACUGACAGCUGCAUACAGCCCUCUAGGGAUGCCUUCGAGAUUCACACCGCCAGAUUACAAGGGUUUGCUGUCAGAUGAAACCAUGCAACCACUCUCUGAGCAUUCUGGUUUCAGCGUGGCCCGACUGCUGCUUAACUGGAACCUUGAUAUGCACAACGUUGUAAUUGUUCGCUCAACCAACAAGGAUCAUAUCAAAUCAAACGCCAAAGCUUCUCUUUACGCCCUCUCUGACCCUGUGAAAAUGAUCCUUGAUCGCUAUCAAGAGCAUAUGGGAACGAUUCGGACGAUUAAUCCCACGAACUUCACGCGUAGCGGCAAGAGUUUCUUUGAAUGA
Molecule: messenger RNA, 1062 nt
Organism: Trypanosoma grayi
Lineage: Eukaryota; Euglenozoa; Kinetoplastea; Trypanosomatida; Trypanosomatidae
Product: aldo-keto reductase
Exons: 1
Coding region: 1-1062 (353 amino acids)
Cellular component (GO): cytosol
Molecular function (GO): aldose reductase (NADPH) activity
Source: RefSeq, a predicted model, not a curated record